AUGAAAGACAUCAUCCUCAUCAUCGGCAACCCCGGCACGGGCAAGAGCACGACGGCCAACUGCCUCGCCGGCCAGGUCCUCUUCGACGCCAACGUGAGCUACGGCCGCGGCCUCACCGUCGAGCUCAGCGAGCGCGAGUGCGACGGCACCACGUACAUGGACACGCCGGGGCUCGCCGACCGCGAACUAGAGAAGGCCGCGGCCGUCGCCAUCACGACGGCGCUCCAGCGCACAGGCCGCUACCGCAUCUUCUUCACAGUGCGGCUCCAGUUCGGCCGCGUGGUGCAGGAAGACAUCCUGACCAUGCAGCGCGUCAUGGGCAGCAUCCACAUCAAGCACACGCUGACGUUCGCCGUCAUCAUCAACCAAGUCGAUGACGAAGACUACACGCAUCUCGUCGAAGGCGCCGACUUCUGCCAGGAAGACCGCGACCGCGUGCUCGCACAGGUCAAUGCCGGCAGCUUCACGACGCCCAACAUCUUCUUCCUGCGCAAGAUCCCCGCGCUGAGCCGCAAGAAGAACGCCGUGACGCAGCUGCCGUCGGACUUUAUCGAGUUUGUCCGCAACGUGCCGCGCAUCGAGAUGAAGCAGCUGCGCGCCAUCAUCGCCGCCAAAACGAGGGAGGUCGACGACGCCAAGGCCGCCGCCGAACACAUGGCCCGCGUCACGGCGCUCCAGAUCGAGCAGUAUGAAGCCGCCGCGUCCCGCGAUAAGAAGCUCAUCGAGCAAGCCCGGCUCGACAAGGCCGCAGCCGAGCGAGAGGCAAACAAGCAGGCCAAGCAAGCGAAGGAAGCGAAGAAGGCUGCCGCGGCUGCGUUCAAGAAAGCCGCCGAGGACCUCGCCAAGGUCAAGGCCGAUGCCAAAAACGCAGCCAAGGCGGCAGACAAGAAGGCAGCCGAGGACAUUGCGAAGCUGAAGGCUGACGCCGAUCGCGAUGCCAAUAAGGCAGCCAAUGACCUCGCCAAGCGGAACGAAGAAGCCGCGCGCGCUGCCGAAGCCAAGGCAACCAAAGCGGCCAAGGAGAUCACGAGGUUGAGAGCCGAGGCCGAGAAAGCGGCCGAGGUUGAAGCCCGGCAAACCAAGGCUGUAGCAGCGCAUCGACUCUUGUCGGCGAAGACCGAAGCCCAGCGGCUCAAGGACAGCUACGGCGUCGGCGUCUCGGUGCAAUUCGUCAUCAGCAACAACUCGGUCAAGCAUAGUCUCUACAAGCGUAGCGCCCAGAUCGACAGCGGCAAGGGCGUGGACGACUGCAUGGUCAAGUUCCCGAGCGAGGUCGCACCCCACUGCAGCGAGGCGGGCUUCCACGGCAGGAAGAACAGCGCCAUGGCGGGAUCGGCGGGCCACAUUGUCUACGAGAUCAACGACGCCGAGCUCAAGAUCUCGUGGGUGCAGCCGUACUGGGCGGGCGAAUUCUCGUCCUCGGUCACCGUCUCGGGUUCCAACUUUUCCGUAAUCCAGAUAGCCACCGGCAAAGACACCAGCAAUGCCGUGCUCCACGUCACCAUCACGGACGCCCCGUAG
Molecule: messenger RNA, 1521 nt
Organism: Saprolegnia parasitica CBS 223.65
Lineage: Eukaryota; Oomycota; Saprolegniomycetes; Saprolegniales; Saprolegniaceae
Exons: 2
Coding region: 1-1521 (506 amino acids)
Molecular function (GO): GTP binding
Source: RefSeq, a predicted model, not a curated record